UUCAAGUGUGGCCCGGCCUCGAACGGGCACUGAGCAGCGCAACGUUGAUUUGGCUUUAAAAGGUCGUGCGUCAUCUUGCGGGCCAGAAAGCUGCCCAGCUCCAGCUCCAGCCUGCCAACGCUCGCUUUCCACACACACUCCCACCUCGCACAUCCCACAUCUCCUCGCCCACAAACACGCACACAACGUCCGCUCGCACUGCGCCUCUGCCCACCUGCCCAUCCUCGCACACGCAUUCGCCCACGCCAUCUUGACCUUCACCAUGUCGCUCCAGGACAAGGCCCAGCACCAGAUCUCGCAGCUCGAUAAGGAGCUGUCCAAAUAUGAGGCGCUCAACAACUUCGAACGGCAGACCAAUGUGCCCAAGGUCUACGUCGUGCUCGGUCUCGGCGCUCUCUACUUCUUCCUCGUCUUCUUCAACAUCGGCGCAAACUUCCUCACGAACACGGUCGGCUUCGCCAUUCCCGCAUACUACUCGCUCGACGCCCUGUUCACUGCUGGAACCGCCGAUGACACCCAAUGGCUGACCUACUGGGUCGUCUACGCCUUCCUCACUGUCUUCGAGAGCGCUGUCAACGCCGUCUACUGGUUCCCCUUCUACUACACCUUCAAGUUCGUGCUCGUCCUCUGGAUGGCCCUUCCCCAGACCAGCGGUGCCCAGAUCGUUUUCCGGUCGUUCCUCCAGCCCGUCUUCUCUCGCUACUUCACCGGCCCGUCGACCUCGGCAAACCUGCGCUCUGCCGCGGAGAAGGCCCAAUAAACAGGCCUACUUCAUUGUCCGUCUUUCGCCAUCCACCCUGUCUCUCUCUCUCCGCACGCAAUUCUGCGACAAGACAAGCGACGCGGCCUGGGGGUCUGGCUCAGGCGAAAAUCCGUGUCCUCUCUUUGCUCAGUCGACACGGAUCAGGUGAAUCAUUUCCUUUUCUUUUUCAGUCACAUCAAGAGGGCAAAGGCUAUGUUUGUUACUGCUACAAUCUGCGAAAUGACAAGGAAUGAAUUGACGGUACGAAACGGAUCCGGUAUGACUGUCAUGGUUGGUAAUUGAACAGCUCGCCCUGGAAGGGGAGGUGCACAUAUUCUGUUUCUCUCUUCUUGCAUGCCGAUCGCUCACCCUAUUUGCAAGCAUCCUGGCGAGAACGGCGACGCGAUCAUCUUGCGGCACUCGCAGCGAAAAGGGUGCUGGGAUUUUCGUGCUCAGGAAGAGACACGUUUUGCGACACGCGGCGUGCUGUUGGAGCUUGAUACACUUUUUCAUUCUUUUCACUCUCACAUUUCUUACCCUGGAUCUUCUCGUGCACGUGCGACAUGUGUGCCAGGUGUCUUUUGCGGUGUACGUCUUUUGUGGACGUUAUAGAUCUUAUUCAUACUCGUGUAGUCUAACUACUGAGUGCUUUACGUCUCGGCGAAUGGUCAUGGAGUUGUUUCGUUUAGAAAUA
Molecule: messenger RNA, 1436 nt
Organism: Verruconis gallopava
Lineage: Eukaryota; Fungi; Ascomycota; Dothideomycetes; Venturiales; Sympoventuriaceae
Product: protein yop1
Exons: 3
Coding region: 263-760 (165 amino acids)
Source: RefSeq, a predicted model, not a curated record